Humulus lupulus (European hop) is the source of this 1783-nucleotide messenger RNA. RefSeq lists its product as uncharacterized. The record is from RefSeq and is a predicted model, not a curated record. The transcript has 4 exons. Gene Ontology annotation, biological process: RNA processing. The coding region runs from base 257 to 1414 and encodes 385 amino acids. Lineage: Eukaryota; Viridiplantae; Streptophyta; Magnoliopsida; Rosales; Cannabaceae. Gene Ontology annotation, molecular function: protein binding.
AAAAGGAGGGAGAUAUUUUGCUUCACACUUUCUAUGAAGAUAUUUUUUUUCUUCCAUUUAUUAUUGUUAUAAUAUCUUAAGAGGGUUGGUUGGUUCUGUGGUGGCCAUUCCAUAACACUUUCUCUCUCUUUUUCUGGGGAGAAUAAAGGGUUCUUCUUUGGUUUGGAUAAUCUUAUUUGGUUGAUUUGAGGGUCGGACUUUGAAGAUUUUUGAGCCUUCUCAAAAGGAACAUAAUCGUUAAAGCAAAGAUUCAACUAUGCUGCUUAGGAGUUCUUCAACACCAGUUCUUGGAUCCCUUCUCCCAUCUUUUGCAGAAAGUCCAAACAAUAUUUAUAAUCACUAUGAAACAAAGCCAGCCACCGUUCAAAACAGCCCCAACAAAUUUGCUUUCCCUCAAAAUGGGUAUCUAAAUCUCUGUUCAGUUUCUUCCAAUUCCUCUCCUAUCUCACCCCCCAUUGAUAGCAACCAGGUUAAGAAAAACUGCUUGGAAAGAACUCAGUCUGAAGGAAACUUGGAGGGACUAGCUUAUGCUUCUUAUGUCAACAGUGAAGAUCAUAUCCGUGAUUCACCAGUGACCAAAAUGUUUCCAAGGAGGCCCAAGUGCUUGAUGCUGCAAACUAUACCCUCUUUUUCGUUUCGAAACUCGAGUGGUGAGCUCGAAGAUGAAGAGGAAGAUGAAUACGAAGAAGAAGAGAUUGACAUUGAAGAUGCUGAAGAAAGAGAAGAGUUAGAAGAAGAAGAUGAAAGAGAGAUGAGAGGUGGAGAUGUUGUCAUGGCUAUGGCUAUGCAAGGUAAUGGUUUCGGUUUUGAGAAUAUGAUGAAGAAGGAGAUGAAUUUCAACGAGGAGAUGAUAGCCAUGGACAAGAUUUGGAAUUCUGGUCUUGAACAAGAAAAUGAGGGGGUGACUCGUACAAUGCAGCUUGCAAAAGUUGUCGAGGUUGGUGGCGGCGGUGGUGGCAAUGGCCGUGGUGGCGGCAAUGGUGACUUUAACCCUUAUGGCUCAGGUGGGAAUGAAUGGGACAGACAAGGGUUUGAAGAGUAUUACAAGAAACUGGUGGAGGAAAAUCCUGGCAACCCUUUGUUCCUUAGAAACUAUGCUCAAUUUCUGUAUGAGGCCAAGAGAGACCUCAAGGCAGCAGAAGAAUAUUACUCAAGGGCCAUCCUAGCAGAUCCCAAAGAAGGUGAUAUGUUGUCACAAUAUGCCAAGAUAGUGUGGGAACUACACCAUGACCAAGACAGAGCUGCAAGUUACUUUGAACGAGCUGUCCAAGUUUCUCCCAAAGACAGCCAUGUUCAAGCUGCAUAUGCUAAUUUCCUUUGGGAAACAGAGGAUGGUGAAAAUGAGGAUGAUAUGGCAGAAGAGCUUCGUGCCAUGACAGCUAAUAUUCGUGAAGGAACCAUAGCUUCUGCUUAGGAAAAAGAAUGGUUUCAUACGAGUCCAAGUCUGAGGUGGUUUAAAGCUUCGAGGUUCAGGUUACAACAUCAAAAAGUUCUGACACCAAAUUGAAGACAAGACAAGGAUUGGAAAAAGAAAUGCAUAGGUCAUAGCAAUUGGCAAUACAUAUUCUUAAAAACCAGUACAUAUGACUGAGUGAAAUAAUAGAUUUUGUAUGAUGUCAUUGUACUAAUUUGGAGCUUUGAGUUGGGUUUGGAGCUCGAUUAAUUUGUGUGACUGGAACAUUCAGUAAUUGCAGUCCCAGUAGUAUAAGCUCUGUUCUGUACAAGUCAAGGUUUAGUUCAAUAUUGAAAUUCAAAUAAGAUAACAGAGUUCCAAGUCGUAUAA